AUGGGAUCUCUUAUGGCAGGUUGGGACUCUCCAGUCCCAGAUGAUAAAGCUGUGAAAUUUCAGAGAAAUAAGUCAUUGACUAAGGAGGAAAUUGAAGCGUUUUGGAAAUCAAAGAAAAGAAAAGAAGAGGAACAUUUAAGAGAGAUUUCUGUUCUGUCACCCCGCAGCCAGGAACAAAUUAAAGAGAAUUUCUUGGAAAGUGAAACAAGUCUAGAUAAACUAUUACAAAAGAAUGGCUGGUGGAUCAGUAGCAAUUCUGCAUUUCUAAAUGAACCUCCAGUGAUUGCACCAGACGGCUCUAAUCAGAAGUACAAAUCACAAUAUCAUGUAGCUACUCUCACAGGAAUCACAAAAACUCACGUCCAAACUGGGUUAGGGGCGUAG
Fraxinus pennsylvanica is the source of this 384-nucleotide messenger RNA. Lineage: Eukaryota; Viridiplantae; Streptophyta; Magnoliopsida; Lamiales; Oleaceae. The record is from the annotation of a GenBank genome assembly.